Penicillium lagena is the source of this 675-nucleotide messenger RNA. RefSeq names its product HAD family hydrolase. Gene Ontology annotation, molecular function: phosphoglycolate phosphatase activity. Gene Ontology annotation, biological process: dephosphorylation; DNA repair. The record is from RefSeq and is a predicted model, not a curated record. NCBI's taxonomy places the organism in Eukaryota, Fungi, Ascomycota, Eurotiomycetes, Eurotiales, Aspergillaceae. The coding region runs from base 1 to 675 and encodes 224 amino acids. The transcript has 2 exons.
AUGGCACCACCCAAGCUGAUCAUCUUCGACUUCGAUGGAACGCUGUUUGACACUCAUCGCGCCAUCGCCCACAGUAUCACCAAGACGUUCGAAGUGCUGCUACCCUCGCACCCCCCUCGUGAAUCAGAAGUGCAGCGACUGAUUGGCAGUGGAAUGGGACUCGAAGAUACUCUUCAGGCCUUGCAUCCCGAUUCGAGCACCUUCAACAAAGAAGAAUGGGUCUCGAUGUACCGCCACCUCUACGCUAAAGAUGGACAACAACUCGUCACUCCAUUUGAUGGCGCACAGCAUCUGUUGCGGUUUUUACAGGGCCGCAGCAUUCCCGCUGCGAUCGUGAGUAAUAAAGGGGUCGCAGCAGUCGUAGCGGCUCUCAGCAACUUCGGUCUUGGCGAUUGUAUACCAGAGGCCUUGAUUGUUGGUGACAAAACCCCCGGUGCCACCAGGAAGCCGGAUCCUGCGAGUUAUAAAGGGGGGCUUCUGGAAGGCAUCGAUGCAUCGGAUGUCUUUGUGAUCGGGGAUACCGAGGCGGAUUUACGAUUUGCAUCGAAUAUUGGCGGUGCGAGAUCGGUCUGGUGUCGUUUCGGAUAUGGUGACAAGAAUAAUUGCGAGAAGCUGAAGCCAGAUGCUACGGUUGACUCGUUGGUAGAAGUGGAACAAUUGGUAGACAAGUGGUAA